CUUAUCUUCUAGACAUGACAGUUAGCCCACUGCCAAGUGCUGAGCAUGAUUAGACUCCACUGUAAGCAUUAUUGUGUAUCAACUGUAUAACCUGUAAUUUAUUUCCCCCCAAAGUUAAAUAAGAUACCAAGGUAAAGAGUCAUUAUUUUCUUUAUAUACCUCACACCAUGUGAAUCUCAUCAACCAAACUUGACACUAUAGUUGACAGUGAGCAUGUGAUCAUGUUUCCAUAAGUAGGACGUACAGUGUCACUUCAGGCUGGCCAAUCAAACGCAGUCUUGUCUCUUAAGAGUGGAGAAAAGAUUGAGAUUUCUCUCAUUCAACACAAGAAUUCGAAGACGAUGACAUCUCCAAAGUUUCUCUUGUAUCUGACAUGUUUGUUCUUGGGCAAAAUGGCUCAUAUGUCUGUUCAGGAAUUGUCAUCUGUUCGUCAAGAGAGACGUUUUGUAUCAGCUAAUGUUGGAGACAAGGUAACUCUGCGAUGUUUCUGUGAAGGUGAAGCUGCAUGGCUUUACUGGUAUAAGCAAACUCUGGGACACAAACCAAGACUCAUCUCAACCUUCUAUGUGUAUGGUUUAAGAAUCACUUUUUAUAAUGAAUUUAAGAACAAUUCACGCUUCACAUUGGAUACUGAAUCCAAAAACUUGACAAUUUUUUAUUUAAACAUCUCAGACUCGGCUACUUACUACUGUGCAACUAGCAAUGCAGUUGUCUUGGACUUUGCAGAGGGCACUUUUAUCAAUGUAAAAGGUUCAGGUUUGAAGGUCUCAGCUACGGUCCAUCAGUCAGUGUCUGAGAGCAUCCAGCCAGGAGGCUCUGUGACUCUGGACUGUACAGUACACACUGGGACCUGUGAUGGAGAACACAGUGUUUACUGGUUCAAGAAGUCGGAGGAAUCUCAGCCAGGACUAAUUUACACCCAUGGAGGCAGGACUGAUCAGUGUGAGUGGAAAAACAACACACAAACACACACCUGUGUCUACAAGCUGCCGAUGAAGAGUCUGAAUAUUUCUCAUGCUGGGACCUACUACUGUGCUGUCGCCUCAUGUGGACACAUUCUGUUUGGAAACGGGACCAAGCUGGAGUUUGAAGAUAAGGUGGACUCUCCUGUCUAUGUGUAUUUCUUGAGUGGUGCUUUAACAUUCACCACCAUCCUGGUUGUUUUACUGGCUUUCUCACUUUUCAAGAUGAACCAGAGAAACCUUUGCCGAUGUACAGAGUCUCAAGCAAGAUUAUCAGCUCCAUCCACAGCAAAUGCAGAGGGUUUCAGAGAUGUGGACAACCUUCAUUAUGCUGCUUUAAGUGUCAACCUGCCCAACAGAUCAAGGAGACAAAGAAACAACACCAAUAGUGAAUGUGUGUACUCUGGUGUAAAGCAGUAGUCCUUUUCAAUAAAACCUGAGUUCAUAUUUAUUCACAGACCUCUAGGCCUUUUUUAUACAUAAAAAAGUGUUUCCUAACCUAUACCAAGUGAAUUAGUUGCCUAACCCUACCCUACAUACCUUUUUUUCUCUUAUUGUUUUGCGUAACCAUGAUCUUUUUCUAAUAUUAAUCACAACGUAGUUCCGAUGCACAUAUCUUGUAGAAAGCAAGACAUUUAAAAACAUUGCCAUUGAAUGUAACAAUGUUAUCUGGAGUCAUGGAAUUUCAAGAAUAAGCAUGUUCAACUCAACUGAACCAAACCAUGUACUGUAUGUGCUUUCGUAUAUCCAUUCUAUUUCAUUAGUGAUCAAAUAAAGUUAAUAUAUUCAUGGGACACUGAUUUUUUAAAUAUAUAUAAUAUGCAUGCAGGGCCUGAAAUUAACAU
Messenger RNA from Sander lucioperca (pikeperch), 1807 nucleotides. RefSeq lists its product as uncharacterized. NCBI's taxonomy places the organism in Eukaryota, Metazoa, Chordata, Actinopteri, Perciformes, Percidae. The transcript is spliced from 5 exons. The coding region runs from base 342 to 1382 and encodes 346 amino acids. Gene Ontology annotation, biological process: response to bacterium. The record is from RefSeq and is a predicted model, not a curated record.